Trichogramma pretiosum is the source of this 1278-nucleotide messenger RNA. RefSeq names its product fibrinolytic enzyme, isozyme C-like. The transcript has 2 exons. The coding region runs from base 121 to 1026 and encodes 301 amino acids. Gene Ontology annotation, biological process: proteolysis. Lineage: Eukaryota; Metazoa; Arthropoda; Insecta; Hymenoptera; Trichogrammatidae. Gene Ontology annotation, molecular function: serine-type endopeptidase activity. The record is from RefSeq and is a predicted model, not a curated record.
AAGACAUCUAACGACCAGUCACAUAAUCCGCGCUCGCCUUAUGUGAUUGAUAAAAAAUCGAAAUUGCACGAAUUGUAUCAAAACGUGGAAGCGCCGAGUAGUCAACUUCCAGCAAGCAAGAUGUAUGAAUCCAAGUUUCGUCCGCUCUGCCUGUUACUUUUAACACUGAAUUUGCCCCGAUUUCUUUGCCUCGAGGGCGAGCACAUCAUCGGCGGCGAAGAAGCCCACCCUGGCCAAUUCAAUUAUCACGUGGCCAUCGAGUACUCGGAUCUGUGCUACCAGCCCUACAUCUGCGGCGGGGCGAUAAUCGACGAUCGGCACGUGAUCACGGCCGCCCACUGCUUCGUGGAGGACGAUCGCUCGGGCUUCCGGCCCCAGAGGACCAGGAUCGUCGCGGGGGUCAGCGACCUCGAGGACAGGCGCGGGGCAGUGCUGCGCGGGGUCGCCAAGGUCUACGUACCCGAGCGCUACUUCCGGGCCGAGGCAGCCUCCGCCGCCGACAUAGCCGUGCUCCAGCUGGAGGCGCCGAUCGGCCUCGGAAACGCCAGCGGAAUCGGCGCCAUUCGGCCGCCCGCGAACCGGAAGAGCUAUGCCGGCCACCUGGCCGUCCUCACGGGCUUCGGCACCACCUCCGUAGCUAUACACGAGAACGCCCGGGGCGAGAGACACGAGGUGACGGGCCAGUACUCGCCGAGGCUGCGAUACGCCCCGGCCGACGUGCUGACCAACGAGGACUGCUCGAGGAUCAAGAAGCAGCUCGUGCCGCGGAGCCUCGUCUGCGCCAAGAUGCGCCGGCGCCGAGCUCCGGACAGCCGGCAGCCGACCGGGGCCUGCUCGGGCGACAGCGGAAGUCCCCUCGUGCUCGGCCGUAGCACCUUGAUCGGCAUUCUGGUGCGGAGCCCGUUCGGAUGCAGCGAGCUCGAGGCGCCCGCCGUUUACACCAGAGUCUCCGAGUUCAAGACGUUCAUUCGGCUCGCCACGAAAGAUGUGACCAGUGCCAGAAUCAGAACUCAUCGCUACGUUUGAACUCGUCGUUUUUAGGACUCGAUCGUUUAGUUCCGAUUUUGCGCAAGUCCACGUUUAUGGAAAUAGCCGCUCUAGUCGAAUAAUUUUCAUUUUUUUUUUUUUUUCAUUUUUUCACUAUCUAUACGAAAAACGUUCAGAAGAACAAGUUUACAUGUAAGGCGUUUAUUAGCUGAUAAUUGUGUAAACGGUGAAUCAUCGUUAUACGUAAACCAAUUAUUAUAAGAUAAAUUGAUCAUCUGUAGGAAAGGUGUA